This is a messenger RNA of Lates calcarifer (barramundi perch), 691 nucleotides long. RefSeq names its product complement C1q-like protein 4. Bases 72 to 545 code for a protein of 157 amino acids. Gene Ontology annotation, molecular function: protein binding. The record is from RefSeq and is a predicted model, not a curated record. The transcript is spliced from 3 exons. NCBI's taxonomy places the organism in Eukaryota, Metazoa, Chordata, Actinopteri, Centropomidae.
AGCUUUGGAGACGGAGCAAAGACAGAAACCAGUCAGCCCACCAUCCCACCACCAGUGACCAACCAACAGAGAUGGCACAACUGGAAGCCAGAGUGAAGGACUGCGAAGAGAAGAUUGCAGAACUGAUGAGAAAAGAGAAAACCGUGGUGGCGUUCAGUGCAGCAACAGAAUUCGGUGGAGCCUUUGGACCCUUUGAUGAAGACAAGACUGUGGUCUACAAUAUGCCGACUACAAACAUCAGUAAUGCCUACAAUACAUCUACAGGUGUGUUUACAGCACCUGUUGCAGGUGUUUACUGCUUUGCCUUCUUCUUCCGCGCUGAAGGAGAUAAUGCAGCAAAGCUGGUACUGGUGAAGGAUGGCCACAAGAUUGUUGCAACAUCUGAUGACAGAUGCCGCAAUGACACGGCUGAUAAUGGAGGAAAUGCUGCCAUUGUGGAGCUGAAGAAAGACAGCGAGGUGUAUGUGCGCCUGGUUGCAGGUACUCAUGUUUGGGCAGGAGGCCAGUACACCACCUUCAGUGGUUUUCUGCUCCAUCAAAAUUGAGAAUUGAUGACUCCAGAAAAAUGAUGAAAAACCUGAGAUCAACGAUUCAUCUACAGUGAAAUUAAAAUUCAGAUGAUACAGAUACAGGUGACUGUUGCUGUCAUAUUACUGUAUUCAACCAAAAUAAAUCAUCACAGUCAAAUGAG